GACCGUGGGCUCUUCCCGCUUUCCCUAUUCCCGCCUCCUGGCUCUGCUUAAUCGCCGUUUAAAAGUCAGGUGGGAGGCCCGGAGGACGAGAGGGGGCACUUAUGGGUCUGAAGAAGGCAGAUGUACAGAAUCGUGACGGUCUCGGGCCUGCGGCGGAGACCACCGCCUCCACAGAGACCCAGCUGGGAUCCUGUUGUCCUGGUUCAACUUCUCGUUUUUGUACUGUUGUAAGGCAGUUCUCUGUGCUGUAGUCAAAAGGCCAUGUAGACUACCUGCCCUUUGAAGACCACUUUUAAAGGGUCUCAUAAGACAGCUGAACAACAACAAAGCCAUAGCAAACAAGACACCACUGAUACAGCAGUGUUUAACGAUCACAGCCGAGUGUGUUGGGACAGAGGGAAGAUGGAAGUAUUCCAGGAGCUGCGUCAGCCUCCCACACGUCUGGAGUGUGAGCACUGCACUUUCAGAGGCACAGAUUAUGAAAAUGUGCAGAUCCACGUAGGCACCGUCCAUCCGGAACUCUGUGAUGACAUGGAUGCUGGGGGGUUAGGGAAAAUGAUAUUUUACCAGAAAAGCGCAAAGCUUUUUCACUGCCAUAAAUGCUUUUUUACCAGCAAGAUGUACUCCAACGUGUACUAUCAUAUCACAUCCAAACAUGCAGCCCCAGAGAAGUGGAACGAUAGACCAAAAAACCAGUUGAGCAAAGAAAUUGAGCCUGUGAACAGCCCUUCUGUUCCUGAACAUCAGAAAACACCCUGUAACUCAGCAGAUCUGAAGUCUGCACCUCUUCUUUCUGCAGAAACUCAAAAACUUGGUCCAGUUCUUUCUCCAGAGUCUCCAACACCUGCUCUUUUUACUCCCAUGGAACUUGAGAAAACUGGCCCUGUUGUUUCUCCUGAGCCCCAGGCACCUCUUCCUCUUGAGCCUUUGAAAUCUGCUCCUGUUUCUUCUCCUGAACUUUCAAAACCAGCCCCUUUUGCUUCUGAAUCACAGAAGCCUGUUCCUUCUCCAGAGCCACAGAAACCUGCCCCUGUAUCUCCUGAACCAGUGAAAGCUGGUCUUCCUAACCCCAAGCCUCAGAAGCACUCUCAUUUCACAGAGACAGGAGGGGCUCCUUCGGCCUCAUCUCCAGAGUCACCGGUUCUGUCUCCUUCCCCUGACCCUUGGGGGCCAUCCCCAACUGCAUCUCCAGAAUCUCGGAAGCCAGCCCAGACUGCCUCCCCUGAGCCAAGGAAGCUGUCCCCAUCAGAAUCGCCUGAACCUUGGAAGCCAUUCCCUGCUGUCUCCCCAGAGCCCCGGAGACCAGCCCCAGCUGUGUCGCCAGGUUCCUGGAAGCCAGGCCCACCUGGAUCCCCAAGGCCUUGGAAAUCGAGUCCUUCUGCAUCAUCAGGUCCAUGGAAGCCAACUAAACCUGCUCCAUCCGUGUCUCCUGGACCCUGGAAGCCAAUUCCUUCUCUAUCACCUGGACCCUGGAAACCAGCUUCAUCUGUAUCCCCUGCAUCCUGGAAGUCAUCUUCAGUCUCACCAGGUUCCUGGAAAACUCCACCCACAUCUCCAGAGUCAUGGAAGUCUGGCCCACCUGAGCUUCGAAAGACAACUCCUACCCUGUCACCAGAACAUUGGAAAGCAGUUCCCCCAGUAUCUCCUGAGAUUCGCAAACCGGGCCCACCACUCUCCCCAGAGCUCCGCAGCCCAGCCGGCUCUCCGGAGCUCAGGAAGCCCUCAGGGUCGCCAGACCUUUGGAAGCUUUCUCCUGAUCAUCGGAAAACUUCUCCUGCCUCCCUGGAUUUUUCUGAGUCUCAGAAAAGUUCCCGUGGUGGUUCUCCUGAUCUCUGGAAGUCUUCCUUCAUCAUGGAAUCUCAGAAACCCACUGUCUUCCCUGACACCUGGAAAUCAGGUCCAUCAGAGUCUCCCAAAUUGGCCUCAGAUAUCUGGAAACCUGUUCCCUCCAUUGAUGCUGAGCCUAGAAAAUCCAUGCUGUUUCCUGAGCCCACCAAAACCGCCCCUCCUGCUUCUCCUGAGCCACGGAAACGUGUGCUUUUCCCAGAGGCCCGGAAGCAUCCUCUUUUUUCUGAGUUCCCCAAAUCUGCUGUGUUCUCAGAGUCUCAGAAGAUAGCUGAGCUUGGUGAUGAGCUACAGACAGAUGCCGUACGUGACCCAAAGUGUGAUAUUUUGGUUCAAGAAGAGCUUCUGGUGACACCGAAAAAAAUUUUAGAAGAUGCCUUGUUUCCCUCCUCCAAGAAACUCAAGAAGGACAGCCAGGAGCACUCAGAUGCCGAGCUGAGCAGCAGUGAGUACAUCAGAACAGAUUUGGAUGCCACAGACAUGAAGGGCCAAGAGUCAAGCAGUGACCAAGAGCAGGUAGAUGUAGACUCUGUUGAUUUUGGCAAAGAGAACAAAAUGGACAUGCACAGUCCAGAGCAGUCCCGACAUGUGCUGCAGUUCACUGAAGAAAAAGAAGCAUUUAUCUCUGAAGAGGAGAUUGCAAAAUACAUGAAGCGUGGAAAAGGAAAGUAUUACUGCAAAAUUUGUUGCUGUCGUGCUAUGAAGAAAGGUGCUGUUUUGCAUCAUUUGGUUAAUAAGCAUAAUGUCCACAGCCCUUACAAGUGCACAAUUUGUGGAAAGGCAUUUCUUUUAGAAUCUCUCCUUAAAAAUCAUGUAGCAGCCCAUGGGCAAAGUUUACUUAAAUGUCCACGCUGUAAUUUUGAGUCAAAUUUCCCAAGAGGCUUCAAGAAACAUUUAACUCAUUGUCAAAGCCGGCAUAACGAAGAGGCAAAUAAAAAGCUGAUGGAAGCUUUUGAAUCACCCCUGGAGGAGCAGCAGAUUUGAUUUUCAGACAUACUGAAUACUGCUCUAUGGUAUUGUUUGCUGAGAUAACAGCUUGUUAAGUAGCUUGGUUGGAUCAGUAGAUGGUAAUGUGUAUGGUGUGCCGUAUUUGUCUCAUAGUGCUACAAAACAAGCAUUUGGUUAUUUUUUCAUGGUCUCUGUUAUGUGACUGUCUUGUAAAUCAAUAAAAUUUUAAUGUAUAUUCCAGAUGGAUAAAACUUCUCCUUUUUUUUAAGUAUAUUUAAGUAGAAUUACAAAGGGGUAGGUAUUCCAUUUAAUAAAUGAGCAACUUCUAAACACCUAAAGUGUAUGCGUGUGUGUGUGUGUGUGUGUGUGUGUGUGUGUAGCUGAUUUCAGACAAUAGAAAUUAUUAGGUGGGGCUGGUGGUUUAGCUCAGUGGGUCCACUGCCUGCCUUGCAAGCUCAAGGUCCUGAGUUUGAUCCCUGGUACCAAGAAAAAAGAAGAAUGAUUAGGUGGGCUGGGCAUACAGCCCUCAUUGGUGGAGCACUUGCCUGCCAUGUGUGAAGCCCCUGGGAUUGAUCCUAGCACUGAAAAAAGUGGAGCAUUUAAGAAUUUGGCAUGAAAGUAAACUUUGGAAAAGCUUUGUUGCCUUUCCUUAAACACAUUUUCAGAUCAUCAGUUAUUUUCUGUUUUACCUUAUAAAAUUAGCUUAUAAAUCUUGAUGUUUAUUUGCUUUCGUGUCAUGGAAAGUUGGAGUCUCAGGGUCACCGAUUUUCUGCUAACAGAAAAUUGAGUAAGUCCUGAAAGUCGUUUGCAGGCUCCUGCUGGAGGCUGGGAGGAGCGUUAGUGUGAUGGGGUCCUUGCCAUUUCCAGUGGGGUCUUCCAUUUGGGGUCCUGCCCUUCACUUUUCUGCCAGCUCACACCAGCAGAUGAUCCUUAAUUGCCAAAUGUGUUAAGUUUGUCUCUUCUACUCCUGGGCGUUUUGUGCCUCCUGUUGGGGUUUAAGACCAGGGUAAUGGAUAGGAGCUGAAAGUCUUCCAAUUUCAUAGUAAAAAUUUUUAUAAAUAGACAUUUCUGUUUGACAAGUAUAUCAAUUUUGUUUUUCAUGGUUCUGUUACUGUAAAUACUUUGUACCUAUUCAUGGAUUAUUUUAUUCUAAGAUACUUUGUCAAAUGUGUAUAAACCAAAUUAAAAAGGCUUUAGAUGUCUCAAA
Heterocephalus glaber (naked mole-rat) is the source of this 4000-nucleotide messenger RNA. The record is from RefSeq and is a predicted model, not a curated record. Lineage: Eukaryota; Metazoa; Chordata; Mammalia; Rodentia; Bathyergidae.